ACGCCUAUAAGGGUCCUUCAGCGCCUCUGCAUUGUUAAGACGAAACUCGCGACGCUGCUCGAGUUGCCGGGGAGCGUCUGUUGUACUUACAGAAAAUAUCAUCUAAAACGCUGAAAUCCAACUGUAUCAUACAAAUAUAUCUUUCAAAGCUUUGAAAGUAAAGAUGCCAUCAGUGACCACUGGCGAAAAUGCUGUUCACUCCUCCAGUCCUGAUUUGGCCGCUGCGCCAUCUGAAGCCCUCAAGCAAGUCCUUGGUGUAAUUGACAAGAAGGUCCGCAACAUGGAAAAGAAAAAGAGCAAGCUGGAUGACUACCAGACAAGGAAGAACAAAGGAGAACGUCUCAACCAGGAUCAGCUGGAGGCUUUAUCUAAAGCUCCAGAGGUGGCACACAACUUGGACUUUGCCCGUGAGUUGCAGAAGAACUUCCUGGCUUUAAAUGUGGAGAUCCAGAAAACGGUGAAAAAGGUGGCACGACGGGAGCAGCUGAAGAGGGAGGAAGUGGAGCGCAAGCGACUGAAAGCAGUGCUGGAGGUGCAAUACCUGCUGGAGCAGUUGGGGGAGGAAGGCGUGAGGCAGGACCUGACUCAGUCCAGUGGGGACGCCCCCGUACUCACUGAGUCAGAGCUAUCGGGCCUGGAUGAGUUCUAUAAGCUAAUUGGGCCUGAGCGGGACUCUAGUGUAAGGUUGGCCGAGCAGUUUGAGGAAGCAUCCAUGCAUUUGUGGGAGCUUUUGGAAGGAAGGGAUAAAGCCGUGGCUGGAACCACAUACAAAGCCCUUAAGGAAAGCUUGGACAAGAUGCUGCUAAGUGGGUACUUUGAUCGUGCUCAAACAUAUGAGAAUGGAGUGUGUGAAGAGGAAACAGGAGCCGCAGCAGCAGAGUCAUCAGAGAGCGAGGAACGCCCUGCUGAGCCAGAGGGAACCACUCAAGAAUACACAGAAACUAUUGAGGUUGAAGCGACAGAGUUUGUAAACAGACAGUUCAUUCCAGAAACCACCUACAGCAGCGAAAAAGAACAAGGAGCAGAGUGGAACACAAGUUCUCAGGCAGUAAGUGCCCUCCAGCAACCACAGCAGCCACCUUCAGCCAUGAGCCCGGCUCUGGUCAGCUCAGAACCACACACACUGAACGCCGUCCUCCCACCCCCUGCAAGCGAUCCCGUGGUCCGAAAGCAGGCAGUCCAAGAUCUCAUGGCUCAAAUGCAGGGUACCUUCAACUUCAUGCAGGACUCCAUGCUGGAGUUUGAGGGUCCGCCUCUAGAUCCUGCUAUCGUGUCUGCGCAGCCCAUGAAACCUGUGCAGAUGGGCUGUCCACCAGAAUCUCGACUACCCCAACACAAUGUUCUUUCUGUGCAGCCUGAACCCACGCAAGUCCCGAUGGUCUCCGCUCAAAAGGAGACCUACUCCUCCACACCCCCUCCCUAUCAGCCCCCUCACAACUCUGAACCCCGACCACAGACAGACUCCAUUGACCCCCUGCAGGUCUCCAUGCCCCUGUCGUCUGAACAGACCCCCACCCCUUCCUCUCAGCCCCAGGUGUUUCAGCCUGUCUCCAAACCCCUUCACAGUGGCAUCAACGUUAACGCAGCUCCAUUCCAGUCCAUGCAAGCGGUAUUCAAUAUGAAUGCUCCAGUUCCUCCAACCAAUGAGAUGGACUCUCAAAAGAUUUCCAGUCAGUAUCAGGGUAGCUACGGUCAAGGCUUCAGUGCACAAGGCACGCUUCCAGCUGAGCAGCAGGAAAUGCCUCAAGAAGCCCUCCAGUCAGUUGGCCCUUUCCAUGCUCAAGACCAAGGUAUUCCAUCUGCAGGGGGACACCAGGCUGCAUCUCAGCAGCCCUCGGGGCAGGGCACAGGGUUUGGGCGACCAGGACAGUCCUUUUACAGCAACAGAGCAAUGCCACGAGGUGGACCCAGAAAUCCCAGAGGGGCUUUGAACGGCUACCGUGGACAAUCAAAUGGAUUUAGAGGUGGAUACGAUGGAUCGUACCGUGCUCCAUUCCCCAACACUUCAAACACCGGAUACGGUCAAACUCAGUUCAGCACUCCGCGAGAUUAUUCCAACAACACCUACCAACGGGAUGGAUAUCAGCAAAGCUUCAAGCGAGGAGCUACCCAGGGACCUCGAGGUUGCUCUCGAGGACGAGGGGGAUUGUAUCGGUCCAGCAGAGGAAUGGGUCCCAUGGCUGCCCAACAGAUCAGCUAAACCCAGUCCUUUAGCCAUUAUCAGCACUGUUCCACCCUUUUAUCUGCUCCACCCGUUUGGACUCUCAAACACGAGCCAUGCCACUCCAGACCAUGUAGUUAGAUGACCGCAUCUUAGCAAGUAAGGACAAAACCAAUGGAUUUGGGAAAAACACUGUAUCAAUGAGACGAUAGCACUCCCAGUACUGUAAUUGCUCAGAGCUCUCAAAGCUUUCUCUCAAUCAUAUGCUAUUGCACAGCCUUUACACAGUUGAGACAGAACACGUGCCUUUGAUUAUGGGUGUCUGGAUUUUAAUUGAGCUUGGUGGAAUGACGACUUGGUAGCUGGAAACAGCCGCUAGAUCAUUAAUGUGAAGUACACCGUAUACCAAAGGCACUUAGUUUUUGGCCAAACGAACUGUUAAGUGAAUGUGAAAAAUUUACUUGUACUUACUGUAUUGUAACAUGAUUUUUCUCUUUUUUUUUUUUUUUUUGGCUCAGCCAAAUGGUUUACAGGAAAUGCAUUGUACUGUAUGUGGCUGAAUGACUGCUUCAUUGUAUUUCUUCCAAUCAAUGUUGAUUAGAAUUAAUGCUAACUAAUAAAUGAUUUUUGAAGGACAA
Messenger RNA from Carassius auratus (goldfish), 2799 nucleotides. Its product is annotated as caprin-1-like. The record is from RefSeq and is a predicted model, not a curated record. Gene Ontology annotation, cellular component: cytoplasm. Lineage: Eukaryota; Metazoa; Chordata; Actinopteri; Cypriniformes; Cyprinidae. The transcript has 19 exons. Bases 164 to 2200 code for a protein of 678 amino acids. Gene Ontology annotation, molecular function: RNA binding.